Acytostelium subglobosum LB1 is the source of this 1068-nucleotide messenger RNA. RefSeq lists its product as hypothetical. The coding region runs from base 1 to 1068 and encodes 355 amino acids. The transcript is spliced from 3 exons. The record is from RefSeq and is a predicted model, not a curated record. NCBI's taxonomy places the organism in Eukaryota, Evosea, Eumycetozoa, Acytosteliales, Acytosteliaceae.
AUGAAUACAAACAACUCUGCAUUAAAGAGGAUUAUGCGUGAGACUCAGGAGAUCAAGCAGGAUUCCUCACCAGAUUACACGGCAUUCCCACUUGAGGAUAAUAUGUUUGAAUGGCACUUUACAAUUAGAGGUGCACAGGAUACAGAGUUUGAAGGUGGCAUCUAUCAUGGCAGGAUAUUACUGCCGCCAGACUAUCCCUUCAAGCCACCCAACAUUGUCUUAUUAACUCCCAAUGGAAGAUUUAGCGUUGAUGUAAAGAUAUGUUUGUCAAUCUCAGCUCAUCAUCCAGAGACAUGGAUGCCAUCUUGGAGCAUUCGUACAGUGUUGGUUGCUCUCAUUGGCUUUAUGAUGACAGAGGGCAAGGGUGCCGUGGGCUCACUCGACUAUACAAAGGAGGAGAGAAUAGUGUUGGCAAAGAGGAGCUUGGAUUGGAAGUGCGCAAAGUGUGGCGUUCACAAUAGGACUGCAUUGCCAAAUGUACAGCCUACUUCAAAUCAAUCAAAUACCAAUGCAACAACAUCAACAACUACUACGACAACUACAACUUCAACAACGGCAACAGCGACACCAGCAGCAGCAAGUCAUCUUAUACCAACAGAGGAUAAGAUAACAGACGAGGAUGACCCAAGCAUGGACGGCACUCAACAUGCCCAUGUUCAUUCACCCGACACUCACGUAGAUACAGCGCACCCUUCAUCAUCCUCAUCAUCAUUACAUACACAAGUAGAACCAACAACUACAUCUACAACAACUUCAACAACAUCAAUAGAGUCCAACCCAGAGCAACAGCAGCAACAGGCGACGCUUGUACAUAGAACUAAUGCUGUUGCCCAUGACGAAGAUGUCGUUGUUGCUGAGGCACAAGUCCAGGGAGCACCUGACCAGGCGGCAGCGGUGGCGGCAGCAGUCGUUGUCGAGACAAAGCCAAACGUAGUGAGGCCACCACCCACCAGGAUCACAUCGAUCACCAGACAGUCCACAGCAUUCAUUGACACUGCGAUCGUGGUACUAUUCCUACUCAUCUCGUAUCUCGUCUACAAGAGGGUGGCCACUGUAACAUCCGAAUAA